Messenger RNA from Tripterygium wilfordii, 6005 nucleotides. RefSeq names its product protein SHOOT GRAVITROPISM 6. Lineage: Eukaryota; Viridiplantae; Streptophyta; Magnoliopsida; Celastrales; Celastraceae. Gene Ontology annotation, cellular component: cytoplasm. The record is from RefSeq and is a predicted model, not a curated record. Bases 387 to 5588 code for a protein of 1733 amino acids. The transcript has 51 exons.
GCUUUUCAGUUGUUCUGGAAGACUGACGACCCAGGCUGUAGCAUUGCUUCUACAAGGAAGAAUAAUUGAAGAUUUCAAGUAUUGAUGCGGAAAAUAGAUCCGUUGGAAACCUACCGGACUAUGAAUUGGCGUUGAAUUUCCUAACGCCUGAAGGAUUCCUAAUUAGGUGUUUGCGUUAAAUAGAUCCGUUGGAAACCUACCGGACUAUGAAUUCGCGUUGAAUUUCCUAACGCCUGAAGGAUUCCUAAUUAGGUGUUUGCGGAAAAUAGAUCCGUUGGAAACCUACCGGACUAUGAAUUCACGUUGAAUUUCCUAACGCCUGAAGGAUUCCUAAAUAGGUGUUUGGCUAUCCGACCAUUUAUUCUCCCGAUUCUAAUUCCGUUCCCAUGGCUUCUUCUUCUUCAAGCCCUACAAAUUCAAUUCCCGCGGCAGAGGCGGUGCAGGUUCUGGUCUCAUCGCUCGCUGAUGAUUCUCCACUCGUCAGAGAAGCCUCAAUGUCCUCUCUCGAGGGCAUCGCUCCCCUGAAUCCGCUUCUUGUUCUUGAUUGUUGCUCGAUGGUUUCUAGAGGAGGACGUCGGCGUUUCGGUAACAUGGCUGGGGUUUUUCAAGUAAUGGCACUCAGCGUCAGUGCAUUGGAUGAAAGAGACGUUGAUCCUCCGUACAUGACAAAGCUUGCCAAAAUUGCGACGGCUGAGAUUAUAUCCUCCAAGGAACUUAAUGCUGACUGGCAAAGAGCUGCAGCAAGCCUCCUUGUUUCAAUUGGUACACAUUUGCCUGACCUUAUGAUGGAAGAAAUAUUCCUGCAUUUCUCAGGACCAAGCUCGGCUUUGCCAGCUAUGGUUCAAGCACUUGCAGAGUUUGCUUCUGCUGAUGCAUUGAAGUUCACUCCACGAUUAAAAGGUGUGCUUUCACGAGUAUUGCCAAUACUUGGAAAUGUUCGAGACGCCCAUCGGCCAAUAUUUGCUAAUGCAUUUAAGUGCUGGUGUCAGGCUGCUUCGCAAUAUAGUACAGAUCUCCCUUCGCUUUCUCCUCUUGAUGGUGAUGUCAUGUCAUUUCUCAAUUCUGCGUUUGAGCUUUUAUUAAAAGUGUGGGCAGUUUCACGAGAUCUUAAGGUACGCAUAUCUUCUGUGGAAGCUCUGGGUCGGAUGGUUGGUCUUAUUACUCGGACACAGCUAAAGGCAGCUUUACCCAGACUUAUCCCCACUAUUCUGGAACUGUAUAAAAAAGAUCAAGAUGUUUCCCUUCUAGCAACAUGUAGUCUUCAUAAUCUCUUAAAUGCCUCACUACUGUCAGAAACUGGCCCUCCAUUGCUUGAUUUUGAGGACCUUACAGUUGUUCUAUCAACACUUCUCCAUGUGGUUUCUGUUAAUAAUGACAGCAAAGAACGUUCAGACUUCUCAGUUGGGUUAAAGACAUACAAUGAAGUCCAGCGAUGUUUUCUGACAGUGGGUUUGAUUUAUCCAGAGGACUUAUUUACGUUUCUUUUGAAUAAAUGCAUCUUAAAGGAAGAAUCUUUGACUUUUGGUGCACUUUGUGUUUUAAAGCAUCUCUUGCCCAGGUCCUCUGAGGCGUGGCAUGAUAAAAGGUUGUUACUAGUUGAAGCUGUUAAGUCUUUGCUGGAUGAACAUAAUCUAGCUGUUCGGAAGGCACUUGCUGAGUUAAUUGUUGUUAUGGCUUCACACUGCUAUUUGGUUGGUCCAUCUGGAGAGUUGUUUGUUGAGUAUCUCAUACGCCAUUGUGCCCUUUCCGCUCAAGACAAAAAUGAACUGGAAAGCACCAAGGUGAAUAUAGGUGUUGUUUCUCCAGUGGAGUUGAGAGCAACCUGUGAGAAAAGUCUUCUUUUACUUACUAUAACAAUACCUGAAAUGGAGCGUAUCCUUUGGCCUUUUUUGCUGAAGAUGAUUAUUCCACGGGCUUAUACUGGUGCUGCUGCAAUGGUUUGCAGAUGCAUCUCGGAGUUGUGCCGGCACAGAUCUGCGUAUAGCAAUAACAUGUUAAAUGAAUGUAAAACUCGUGAUGAUAUUCCAAGCCCUGAGGAGCUUUUUGCCCGCUUGGUAGUACUUUUGCAUGAUCCUCUAGCAAGGGAGCAGCCGGCUACUCAGAUUUUGACAGUUCUCUGUUAUUUGGCACCUCUGUUUCCCAAGAAUAUUGGCUUGUUUUGGCAGGAUGAGAUUCCAAAAAUGAAGGCAUAUGUCGGUGACACGGAAGACCUUAAGGUGGAUCCCUCUUAUCAAGAGACUUGGGAUGACAUGAUUGUCGAUUUUCUUGCAGAAUCUUUGGAUGUUGUUCAAGACGUAAGCUGGCUUGUUUCACUUGGAAAUGCUUUCUCUAUCCAAUAUGAGCUUUAUAUGCCUGAUGACGAACAUUCUGCACUUCUUCAUAGGUGCCUUGGUAUUCUUCUUCAGAAAGUUGAUGAUAGGGCUUAUGUUCGACAUAAGAUUGAUUGGAUGUACAAACAAGCUAACAUUGCCAUUCCAUCUAAUAGGCUUGGUUUAGCAAAAUCCAUGGGAUUGGUUGCAGCAUCUCACUUGGAUACUGUGUUGGAGAAGUUGAAAGAUAUUUUGGAUAAUGUUGGUCAAAGUGUUUUUCAGAGAUUUUUGUCUUUUUUCUCUAGUAGUUACAGAACAGAGGAGUCUGAUGACAUACAUGCUGCUUUGGCUCUGAUGUAUGGCUAUGCAGCACGAUAUGCUCCAUCUGCAGUUAUUGAAGCGAGAAUAGAUGCCCUUGUUGGGACUAAUAUGCUCUCACGGCUUCUUAAUGUACAUGGUGCUACAGCAAAGCAAGCUGUUAUUACUGCUAUUGAUUUACUUGGUCAUGCUGUCAUUAAUGCUGCGGAAAAUGGUGCACCAUUCCCUCUGAAAAGAAGAGACAUAAUGCUUGACUAUAUAUUGACUUUAAUGGACCUAGAUGACAGUGAUUCGUUUAUUGAUUCCAGUCUCGAACGGCUACGUACGCAGGCCCUUGCUUUAAGUGCUUGCACGACCUUGGUUUCUGUUGAGCCAAAGCUGACGAUCGGAACAAGAAAUCAUGUUUUGAAGGCCACCUUAGGGUUCUUUGCUUUACCAAAUGAGCCGGUCGAUGUUGUCAAUCCUCUUAUUGAUAACCUUAUUACACUCUUAUGUGCGAUUCUUCUCACAAGUGGAGAGGAUGGUAGAAGUCGAGCAGAGCAGCUCUUGCAUAUUUUGAGAAAAAUUGAUCAAUAUGUUUCUUCACUUGUGGAGCACCAAAGGAGAAGAGGUUGCCUUGCAGUGCAUGAGAUGCUCCUCAAGUUUCGAGCGCUUUGUGUUAGUGGAUAUUGUGCUCUAGGGUGCCGUGGCAGUUGCUCUCACAGCAAGCAAAUUGACCGUACACUACAUCGGAAUUUUUCCAACUUACCAUGUAAUUUUAAUUUUUGGGAGCAACUACCAUCUGCAUAUGUAUUGCCUAGUCGUGAAGCCCUGUGUUUGGGAGAUCGAAUCAUGAUGUAUCUUCCUCGUUGUGCAGACAAUAAUCCUGAAAUUAGAAAAGUUUCUGCACAGAUUCUUGAUCAACUUUUUAGUAUCUCUCUUUCACUUUCAAAGCCUGGGGGUUUGGGUUCUACCAUCAAUGUUGAAUUUUCCUACACUGCUUUGUCCUCACUUGAGGAUGUUAUCGCCAUCUUGAAAAGUGAUGCAUCUAUUGACCCAUCAGAGGUUUUUAACCGAAUUGUUUCCUCUGUGUGCGUUUUGUUAUCAAAGGAUGAGCUUGUAGCAGCCCUCCAUGGUUGCACGGCAGCUUUAUGUGAUAGGAUCAAGCAGUCUGCUGAAGGUGCUGUCCAAGCAAUUACUGAGUUUGUUACAAAGAGAGGGAAUGAGCUGAGUGAAACUGAUGUUUCAAGGACGACCCAGUCCUUACUCUCUGCUGUGAUGCACGUUUCUGAGAAGCAUUUACGUUUGGAAACUCUUGGGGCAGUAUCUUCUCUAGCUGAAAGUACCAGUUCAAAAGUUGUUUUCAAUGAAGUAUUAGCAACUGCAGGGAGGGAUAUUGCCACUAAGGAUAUAUCUAGACUACGCGGUGGUUGGCCAAUGCAGGACACAUUUUAUGCCUUUUCUCAACACAUGGUGCUUUCUCUUGUGUUCCUGGAGCAUCUGAUAUCUAUCCUUAGCCAGUCGUCAGUUCCGAAAGGUGAUUUUGAUAGAGGAGAUGGUUCUGGUCAUUUUUCUGAUGGUCAGAUAGAGAAUGACACUCUGCAGGCUGCUAUGUUUGCUCUCACUGCCUUUUUCAGAGGUGGAGGAAAAGUUGGAAAAAAAGCUGUUGAGCAAAACUAUGCUUCUGUUCUUGGGGAACUUAUACUGCAAUUGGGAAGUUGUCAUGGUCUGGCUAGUUGUGGUCAGAUUGAACCACUGCGGAACCUUCUAACUGGGUUUCAGGCAUUUUGUGAGUGUGUUGGGGAUCUUGAAAUGGGAAAGAUUUUGGCUAGAGAUGGGGAGCAAAGCGAGAAUGAGAAGUGGAUCAACCUUAUUGGUGAUGUGGCUGCCUGCAUUUCCAUUAAGAGGCCAAAAGAGGUCCAACUUAUUUGUCAAAUUUUGACCAAAGCUUUAAACCGGCACCAAAGAUUUCAAAGGGAAGCCGCAGCUGCAGCAUUGUCAGAGUUUGUUCACUAUAGUGGUGGAUUAAGUUCCCUCCUGGAGCAGAUGGUUGAAGCAUUGUGCCGGCAUGUAUCAGAUGAGUCUCCUACUGUGAGACGCCUUUGUCUUAACGGGCUUGUGCAGACACCAUCUAUUCAUAUUUAUCAGUACACAACUCAAGUUCUGGGCGUAAUACUAGCGCUGCUUGAUGAUUCGGAGGAAUCUGUUCAAUUAACUGCUGUGUCAUGCUUAACUACGAUUCUCGAGUCAUCACCCAAUGAUGCAGUGGAACCCAUUUUGCUCAACCUUUCUGUUCGACUUCGCAAUCUUCAACUAGCAAACAAAUCCGUAUAUUUGAAACAGACAUGCAUGAACGUGAAGAUUCGAGCUGAUGCAUUUGCAGCAUUUGGAGUGCUCAGCAACUAUGGAGUUGGGACACAGCGUGAGGCAUUUCUUGAGCAGAUUCAUGUGGUCCUCCCACGCUUGAUCCUGCACCUUCAUGAUGAUGAUCAUAGUGUUCGUCAGGCUUGUCGUAAUACCCUCAAGCAGAUUGCUCCUUUAAUGGAAAUGGAAGGAUCUGUUGCUCUGUCCAAUUCACAUUGUUUUAAUUCUGACCAUCGAGGUGACUACGAGAACUUUUUAAGAGAUCUCGCGAGGCAAUUUGUUCAAUAUCUUCCUUCUAGAGUUGAUAGUUACAUGGCAUCGGAAAUACAGGCCUUUGAUGCACCUUGGCCAAUAAUUCAAGCAAAUGCUAUAUACUUCUGCAGCAGCAUGCUAUCUCUUUCAGAUGAUCAGCACAUUUUAUCUCGUUACUACACCCAGGUGUUUGUCCUGCUGGUGGGCAAGACAAAUCAAUCCACUGAUGCAGUCGUUAGAGCAACAUGCUCUUCAGCUUUGAGCUUGUUACUAAAGUCGACUAAUUCCCUCUCAUGGAGAGUAGCUCGACUUGAUCGUAUGGACUCGAGUAGAAGGGGUUAUGAAUCGGAGUCUGCUAGAAAAUAGCUAUGCUUAAAAGAUGAAAUGAAUAUGUUUCUCGUCCUGUGUUGUGUGAAUAAUAGGUUCGAAUGUAUCGUACUGGGUCACUUCCAAGAGUUGUAGAUUUAAGCACUACUCUGGAGGGAAUCACGUGGAAAGUGCAUUUGUUCACUCUUGAGGUUUGAUAUGAAUCUCAUUUUGGAUGCUGGUGAAUGUUGAAAUCAUCCCAAUGAUGAAAAAAUAUGUACAGUUUGUCAGUGUGGUUAGGGGAGCCUGUUGUAAAUUAAGCUUGCAAUAACGGUGUGUAAAAUAUUCUGUUUUUAUUUCUUACUCGAUGUCUGUGGAGGUAGGUUGGUUCAAGAAACUUGUGCAGUCAUACUGCUUGUAACUAAGUUGAUCGGGGUACGUGGUUGAGAGGGUAGAGGUUUUUGUCUCGGUUGGAAA